AAACUAUAUAGAUGUGAAAAUACACGAAAAUCGAUAUUACCUGGCUGUCCCAUGGAAGUGCAUGUCUUCGCUUAUUUUCAGCUUCGACUUUGACCCUUCUGUGACGCCGUCGACAGCACUGUGGAGACCGGAAGCGUGAUGGCCAGAUUCGGGAAACUAAAAACUCUUUACCAUAAACAAAUCAGAAUGUCUCAACAUAACUGUUCCUAGUCCCAAAGUAUUGAGGCCUGAGCCUCUCAUUUCAAUUCAACAAUGUCAGAUCAAGAGGAGCCUGACAAGGGUGUAGACAUGUGGUCCUCCCUCCGCUGUCUGGGCUAUCUGUCUAGCUUUAACCUUCUGGUCGCUGUCUGCUUGGGAAUGUACGUACGAUGGGAGCAGUUAGAGGAAGCCAUGAUACUGGUCAUCUUCAUCCUGGGUCUGUUCGUUUCGGGCAUCGCUUUCAUCCUCUAUUAUUACUUUUCAUUGGAGUCAGCAGGUUUAAGUCUUUUCCACCUGUGGUUUGGCUUCCUGCAAGGUCUCCUGUGCUUUCUGAAUAGCCCAUCUGUGGAUAAGGACAUUAAGGAGCGAGUAACAAACUACCUGUUGCUAGCCAGCGUGGCUGUUCGGACACUCUGGGCCUUGACUGAACGUAUAUGUGGCAAUGCUAAAUAUAAACCAGUGGUUCUCACCUCAUCUGAGCUUCUUGAGCUUCUCGGCUUCGGUGUUGCGAGCAUCAGCCUGGUUUUUCACAAAUCGGUGGCUGUUAUUGCUCUGAUGUUUGCUUUGGCAGCCCUCAUUGUGGACCUGCGAAUGAAGUCGCCACUGGCGCUCCCCAACCUCGCAUGCUUCGCUGUGAUCUCUGCAGUGGCCUUUUUCAAGUCUUUGGAGAUCCCAACCAAUCCCUUCGCCCUCGGCUGCUACCUGGGCAGGCUUAUCUGCGAGCCGCUUUUGGACGUCUACUUCAGCGGUCUGUUGGCUACCGAGCGCUGGAUGAAGUUUCUCUCAGCUGGACGUUUGUGGAGGAGGUUGUCUUUGUUUCCACUAAGCGUUAUUGAGGUGAUGUUCAUCGUGCUCUGUGCCCUGAAGCUGGGUGACAUGAACGUCUGGUAUCUGGUCAUCCCUGGUUUCUGUGUCUUCGGCCUCUUAUGGGUCUUGUGCCACGUAGCCUUCCUGGUCACACUGUGGGGUUUCCACACCAAGCUUAACGAAUGUCAGAAGAUGUGGAAGGCCCAGCGAUCGCAAACACUCAGUUUAGACAGGAUCUUGGCCUCUAGAGGAAUGCGUCAUUUUUGCCUCAUCUCUGAACGGUUGGUCCUCUUCUGCCUGGUGUCCACCAUCAUACUGGCUGCUGUUUCAUGGCAGGUAACUAAUGGGCUCUUCAUGAGUGUGUUUUUAGUGGUGCUGCCGUUGGAGUCUUUGGUCUAUGGACUCUUCCAUGAACUGGGCAGCUGUUUGGGUGGCACCUGUGUAGGGUACGCUGUAGUCAUUCCCAGCUGUUAUAACAGUGCGGAUGGACAGCCGUUGUUAUUGGCUCCAGGGCAGGAAUGUCAUUCCACGGCCACGCUGAACGCCGUUCAGCGGCUAUUUUCUCAUCAUUUGAUUCAGACCUUUGGCUGUGACUACUCCACCAGUCUGAGUCUGGACACACUGCAGAGCAAACUGCGCACGUUUCUGGAGCUUUGUACCGCAGAAGGACCACGGCACGACACCUACAUCCUCUACUACUGCGGACGGACGCUUCCCAGCGGCGACUGGGCCCUGUCAGGCAGCGAGUGUUUGCGCCUGCAGCAGAUUCUCGAUAUGUGGAAGGAGAGGAACGCCAGUUUCUCUUCUCGUCUCAUCCUGGUCCUGGACACGGAGAAUUCAGUGCCAUGGGUAAAGGCCGCGAAGAAGAUCGAAGGGAUGUACGUGGCGGUGCAGGGGGCCAAGAUGAGCCCACCGGGAGACCCGGAGGACCAGCGAGCUCCCCGAUUGGGAGAUUUCACGACAGAGUGGGUGGAAUACAACUGUAAUCCCUACAGCACCGUGCAGUGGUCGGAAAGCAGUCGGAUCAUCAGCGCCACAUACGGCGUAUCCAAACCCUGGAGCGACUACACCCUCCAUCUGCCCACUGGGAAUGAUGUGGCCAAGCACUGGAAAACUCACUUUCCUCGGGCUACGUACCCACUGGUGGUCGUGGCCAGCUGGUGCUGCGGUCUUGACCUGUUCUGGUUGUGUAGCGUGUGUUUGCGUUGCGUUCGGAGAAUGAAACUGUCUUGGUUCCCACCCAACAUACUGGACACGGGGCAGGGAAUUAAACUAGUGCGAUCCUAAGUGGCCUUUACUUUUACUUUGCUGCGUGUCUUUUCUACGCUACAGUUUUGGGGAGAAUGUUUAUUGGUUUAGAUGCUUUUGGCAUAACUUCAGGACGGUACAUACGGACACGAACUAUUAUGUCAUACAUACAUUUGUUUAUCUAUGUGCCGUAUAAACUCAACAUGUUCACAGUCUUAACUCAUAAUUCUGUGUUACCAAAUUGAGACUGUAAGUGCCUUUUGUUAAUUUAUUCAGUUUUAAAGGGUUUUGUUUUGGGUACAAGUACAGUACCUUUCUAUGGAUGUAUUAAGCUUUUUUGGACAAGGGGUAGGUGGGAUUUGGUUAAAUUUAUAGCCCUCACAAAUUGUUUAGGGUUAUUAUAAGUUGUUGCCACUUCUAUGUAAGCCAAUGCAUUUGUGCUAUACAAGCAUAUAAAAGCCAAAUACCUUAUAGUUGAUCUGUGUGUUUUAUUAAAUAAAUGCCUUAUCAAGAACACACACAACCUUAAAUACUGUAUGUGGUUAGCUAAAAAUGCACUGCUUUCAGUGGUGGUGUAAGUGUCAUUCUAUGUGAUAUGCAUAUAAUGAUUUUGGUUUCAUUAUUCUUAUGUAAAAACUAAGCAGAUGUCAUGGAAACAGCAAAGGAAACUGGCGUUUUUUUUCCCCAUACUUGUCCUUUAGAGAGUACGACCCAAGUCUCGCUGCGUUUCAGCACAUCUCCCAGGCAACAUUUUACAGUCGCUUUCAUGCAUUUUAUGAGUUGAACACAGCAGGUGGGUGUACGGCAACUGCCGCGAGGUCCUUUUUACACAGCGAGGGGGAGAAAAACUUUCCUUCUCAUGUCAGUUUUAUUAGCUUUCCUUAAGAUGUUUUUUUUUUACGUUAUUAAAAACAAAAACGUGCAGGUAAUAUUAAUGCAUACGGCAGAAUUUCAUCCUCUGAACUGAAUUAAGAUUGUUUGACAUGUAUAGGAUUGCUGUCAGGUGGUACAAUAAAGGCACACACAGACUCA
Molecule: messenger RNA, 3285 nt
Organism: Misgurnus anguillicaudatus (oriental weatherfish)
Lineage: Eukaryota; Metazoa; Chordata; Actinopteri; Cypriniformes; Cobitidae
Gene: tmem168a
Product: transmembrane protein 168a
Source: RefSeq, a predicted model, not a curated record